GUUUGAUCCGCCCCUCGAGGGCGUUAUCUCCGCGUACAGUGGGAGUGGUUUUGGGAGUUGGUGGGUGGGGGUGGUGGAGGGAUUCUGGCCGGACUUCUCGUUCGAGCAGGCGGAUGGGGACCCCGGCGGUGCCAACGAGGGCGGCCGCCGGCCCCCUGAGGUACAAGGCGCUCGCGUCGUGGCGCUUCCAGCCGGGCUUCGUCAGGCAGCCGGUCGAGCCCCACGCCGCGGCGCCGAGCGCCUUCAGCGGAGGAGGGGUCGGGGGCACGCCUGGCGCCAAGGGUCCUCGCGGAAUAGGGGCGUCGGGGAAAGGCCGCGAAACCAGAGGAGGGCGGGGAGGUCCUCAAUCGAGGAGAUGCACCCGCAGCUCGAGCGCUAAGGCCUCUGAUGCGAGUGUGGAGAAGGGCGGCCGCCGUGAUGCCGGAAUCGACGGUUAUUUGCGCAAAUCCGGCAGCAACGCCGGUGCGGGGGAAUCCAGAUUGGACGGCUUGAGAAGUGGCGGUGGCGGUGGCGUUGGCACAGCAGCUGGAGAAGAUUGUAGUUUGGGGAAGUCCAACCCUAGUAGUAUCGUGAGAGAUACUGAUGUGCAGCAUCUUGGGAGCGGCAGCAACGCAAGAAGUGGGGAAUGCGUUUCCGAUGAAAGUGUGAAGAAGCCUAGUGUAAAUAGUGUGUCAAAAAGCAAUGGUUCUUCUGCUGUCGAUUGCAUGCUGAAGGUUGACAGCACCACGCCCGAUAGACAUGCCGAUAAUGCUGCUGUCAAAGGUACCAACUUUGCAGGUCCUGGCAGCAAUGGUGAUGAAACAACUCGCAACGGGCAGAAGGUAGUUGCUCCAUGGAGGUUCCAGAUUGGUUUCAAGAGGUCAUUCUCGAAAGCUUUCUGCUCCGACACUGAACCAUCUGGGGCCUUUGGCGUUCAAUUCUACAGAGUUCAAGAUGCUUCGGCACAGUCCACUCCAGCAACAAGGAGUUCUGUGCGCUGUUAUGCAAGUGCUCAUUCUGGUGUUAGAGUUUCAGCCAUGCGUGACUUUUCGAUGAAACGUGAGAAGGAAACAUCAAUUCCAUAUAAGAAGAGGAAAACUGGGAAGGGUAAUCCUAUUCAAGUGAUGCCAAUGAAUAGAGUUGUCCUCGCUAGGGAAAACAUUAUGGGAUCUCUGCAGGAUUUUCGCUUAAUUUAUAGGGACCUUUUAGAUGAAGAAGAAGACAAGCCUGCAGAAGUAGUGAUUAGACCUGAUCUACAAGCUUACCGAAUCUUCAGGGAGCGGUUCAUCACGGAGUGUGAUGAAAAGAAAUAUAUUGGCCAUGUGCCUGGAAUCCAAGUUGGUGAUAUCUUCCACUUGAGGGUAGAGCUCUGUGUUGUUGGUCUUCAUCGCCCACACCGGGUAGGUGUGGAUCAUAUCAAACAGGAGGAUGGGACUUGCAUAGCUGUUAGCAUUGUGUCAUAUGCACAAUCAUCUGAUGUUAAGAAUAAUUUGGAUGUUUUGGUGUAUUCUGGAUCAAUGACUGCUAUUGCCAAUCAGAAGAUAGAGGGUACCAACUUAGCACUCAAGAAAAGUAUGGACACUAACACACCAGUCCGUGUUAUCCAUGGUUUCAUCACUAGCCUCAAUGGAAAUUGCCGACGAAAGAAGUUUCCUACUUAUAUAUAUGGGGGUUUAUAUACAGUUGAGAAAUACUGGAGGGAGAAAGAGGGUAACGAUCGUUAUGGUUAUAUGUUCCGACUGAGAAGAAUGGCAGGACAGAGACAUAUUGACAUCCAAGUAAUUCUGGAAUCAGGACAAGCUGAAUCAUAUGGUAGUAUUAUCAUAAAAGAUCUGUCCCGCGGAUUGGAGAAGAUCCCUGUAUCUGUUGUUAAUUCAAUAUCUGAUGAGUACCCCAUGCCAUAUCGCUACAUUGCACACCUGCAGUAUCCCCGUAAGUAUCAUCCAGCACCUCCAGCAGGCUGUGGUUGUGUUGGCGGAUGCUCAGAUUCUAAAAGGUGUGCUUGUGCAGUGAAAAAUGGUGGGGAGAUUCCUUUCAACGAUAAAGGCUGCAUCAUAGAAGCAAAACCUCUUGUUUAUGAGUGUGGGCCUUCAUGCAAGUGCCCUCCUACAUGUCAUAACAGAGUUGGUCAGCAUGGCCUUAAGUUUCGCCUGCAAGUUUUCAAAACCAAAUUGAUGGGCUGGGGAGUAAGAACUCUUGACUUCAUACCAUCUGGAAGCUUUGUGUGUGAAUAUAUAGGAGAAGUGUUGGAGGAUGAAGAGGCACAGAAAAGGACGACCGAUGAAUACUUAUUUGCUAUUGGUCAUAAUUAUUAUGAUGAAGCCCUUUGGGAGGGCUUAUCAAGAUCCAUACCGUCACUUCAGAAGGGUCCUGAUAAAGAUGAAGAAGCUGGUUUUGCUGUUGAUGCUUCAAAGAUGGGAAACUUUGCAAAAUUCAUCAACCAUAGUUGCACCCCUAACCUUUAUGCACAAAAUGCCCUAUAUGAUCAUGACGACAAGAGUAUACCUCAUAUUAUGUUCUUUGCCUGUGAGGAUAUUCCACGCUGUCAAGAACUUUCGUACCACUACAACUAUUCAAUAGAUCAAGUUCAUGAUGUCGAUGGUAACAUCAAGAAGAAAAAAUGCCUUUGUGGCUCUAUUGAAUGUGAUGGCUGGUUGUAUUAGGCUCGAGAGUGUACAAUUUCCGCAGGCAUAAUUGAACUUCUUUCAUUGGCAUGGAGCCUUCUUCUGGCUUACCCUGUCAUUUAUGUUAAUGCCCUUUUCCAUUUUUACAGUUCCGCCAAUUGGUAAAGUGCUAGAUCAAUUCUUUUAUUUGCACUGAGUCAUUUUAUAACUUGCCGAAUCAUUUUAUAUUGCGUUGAUAGAAUGUCUUCUAGAACUGUUUCCACCAUUCAACUUGAGCUGAGAAUACCCAUUUUACACAUGAAAGUGCUUUAAAUAUAUU
Messenger RNA from Oryza brachyantha (malo sina), 2922 nucleotides. RefSeq names its product histone-lysine N-methyltransferase, H3 lysine-9 specific SUVH5-like. Gene Ontology annotation, cellular component: nucleus. Bases 114 to 2642 code for a protein of 842 amino acids. The transcript has a single exon. Lineage: Eukaryota; Viridiplantae; Streptophyta; Magnoliopsida; Poales; Poaceae. Gene Ontology annotation, molecular function: histone methyltransferase activity; zinc ion binding; protein binding. The record is from RefSeq and is a predicted model, not a curated record.